This is a messenger RNA of Entelurus aequoreus (snake pipefish), 3321 nucleotides long. It is a transcript of the gene lysmd1, whose product is annotated as LysM, putative peptidoglycan-binding, domain containing 1. Lineage: Eukaryota; Metazoa; Chordata; Actinopteri; Syngnathiformes; Syngnathidae. The transcript has 3 exons. The record is from RefSeq and is a predicted model, not a curated record. Bases 310 to 939 code for a protein of 209 amino acids.
AACGCAUCGCCGUGAUGCAUGAUGGGAGCCGCAGCCAUGGCAACAUAUGGCAGCAGGAAAGAGACGGAACUUGCUUUUUUAGCAUACAAAUAACUUCACGAAACGAACCUACUCUGUUUAUCCUAACUUUCACAUUGUCUGUGUUCUUUGUCGUUUUAACGAACCCGGGCAGUUUGUGUCGGUGACAUUGGCGAGGCACAGCACGUUUGGCCGUCGGCAUAAAAGUAAAUGUUUAGUUGGCGGCCAUGUUUGUUAUGAAGCGUUUGACUGUGUUCAAACGUGACUGCAUCGAUUAAGUGACUUCUAGUCAUGUCCGGGGGGAAGCAGCCGGUGGACGGCCUGCUCCUCGGCGACCGCAACCGUUCUUACGGUAGCCUGGUCCGGUCCAAUUUGAGCCCGGUUGGCAGCAGACUUGUAGAACAUCACAUCCAGCCCGGAGAAACCCUCCAAGGUCUAGCCCUGAAAUAUGGAGUCACUAUGGAACAAAUUCAAAGAGCCAACAGACUGUACACUAACGACUCCAUCUUCCUGAAGAAGUCCUUGUCCAUCCCUGUCCUCUCAGACGUGGAAGGCCACACUUCUGAUGAAGGUAAACCUUUGGGUGAGGAGGACUCGCAAGAGGCGGCGGGACGGAAUUGUCCUAAAAACGGCCCUAUAGCGAGCCCCUCCGCCCGAGAGAAGGUGGCAGAGCUCACAACCAGGGAUUUUUUGACACAACUUGACGGCUUCAUCAGCGAGUCCAAGCAGGCCGCAGUCAGAGGGUGGAAGGAUGCAGAGAAAAGAGUUGCCGACCUGGAGGCGGUUUGUGUCAGCAGGGCAAGCGGGCGGCGGUCGCCUUCAGGACGGCGCCAUCAGUCAGUGCACGUGACGGUGCCGCUCACCACCACCAAGCUCACUAUGAAGCUGAGAGAACAAGAAGACGAGAUCUUUGAGUUGUGACCACUUCUUCCUCGUUAAACACUGCUGCCCUCGUUCUGCUGCAUGUGUGUGAAAGGCCCAGGAUGGUUUGAAGCACUUUCUUCUUUUUAAAUCUUUAUUUAUUAGCAGAGAUGGACACUGCGGUCCCAUGGCUAGUCAUGUGCUGACUGUCACCUGAUGGUCAUGAGACAUGCCUGGAACUGCCACACUCUCCAAACAUGCAACAAUAGUCAGCGCUGUUCCUAACUUAUUCACUCUAAUAGUUUGUUACACCACAAUAGAUUGAUUUAGUACUAAUAUAUGCAGUAUUCAAAAGGUUGUGUUGUAUCAGUGUAACUUUUGUAAAGUUUAUUAACUUAUGAACUGCACUUUUUUAAAUUUUGUUUAUCAUUCACAAGAACACGUUUUUCGUUAUUUAAUGCAUUCUAAAUCGUGAACAAACAUUAGCAAAAGUCAGCUAACAAUGGAGCUCAUGAGAUUAGUACUGUUCUGCCAAUAAAGCGCUCUAAAACCAUCCAAAAACCUCUGUUUUACAAAACCCAAAACCAGUGAAGUUGGCACGUUGUGUAAAUCACAAAUAAAAACAGAAUACAAUUAUUUGCAAAUCCUUUUCAACCUAUAUUCAAUUGAAUAUACUGCAAAGACAAGAUUUUUAAUGUUUGUUAUUUUUUGCAAAUAUUAGCUCAUUUGGAAUUUGAGGCCUUCAAAAUGUUUCAAAAAAGCUGGAACAAGUGGCAAAAAAGACUGAAAAGGUUGAGGGAAUGCCCAUCAAACACGUAUUUGGACCAUCCCACAGGUUCACAUGCUAAUUGGGAACAGGUGGGUGCCAUGAUUGGGUAUAAAAGCAGCUUCCAUGAAAUGCUCAGUCAUUCACAAACAAGGAUGGGGUGAGGGUCACCACUUUGUGAACAAAUGCGUGAGCAAAUUGUUUAAGAACAACAUUUCUCAACGAGCUAUUGCAAGGAAUUUAGAGAUUUCACCAUCUACGGUCCGUAAUAUCAUCAAAAGGUUCAGAGAAUCUGGAGAAAUCACUGCACGCAAGCAGCAAGGCUGAAAACCAACAUUGAAUGCCCGUGACCUUCUAUCCCUCAGGCGGUACUGCAUCAAAAACCAACAUCAGUGUAUAAAGGGUAUCACCACAUGGGCUCAUAAACACUUCAGAAAACCACUGUCAGUUACUACAGUUUGUCGCUACAUCCGUAAAUGCAAGUUAAAACUCUACUAUGCAAAGCGAAAGCCAUUUAUCAACAACACCCAGAAACGCAGGCGGCUUCGCUGGGCCCGAGCUCAUCUAAGAUGGACUGAUGCAAAGUGGAAAAGGGUUCUGUGGUCUGACAAGUCCACAUUUCAAAUUGUUUUUGGACACUGUGGACGUUGUGUCCUGCGGAACACAGAGGAAAAGAACCAUCCGGACUGUGAUAGACGCAAAGUUCAAAAGCCAGCAUCUGUGAUGGUAUGGGGGUGUAUUAGUGCCUAAGACAUGGGUAACUUACACAUCUGUGAAGGCACCAUUAAUGCUGAAAGGUAUAUACAGGUUUUGGAGCAACAUAUGUUGCCAUCCAAGCAACGUUAUCAUGGACGACCCUGCUUAUUUCAGCAAGACAAUGCCAAGCCACGUGUUACAACAGUGUGGCUUCAUAGUAAAAAAGUGCGGGUACUAGACUGGCCUGCCUGUAGUCCACACCUGUCUCCAAUUGAAAAUGUGUGGCGCAUUAUGAAGCCUAAAAUACCGUAACGAAGACCCCAGACUGUUGAACAACUUAAGCCGUACAUCAAGUAAGAAUGGGAAAGAAUUCCGCCUGAAAAGCUUUAAAAAUUGGUCUCCUCAGUUCCCAAACGUUUACUGAGUGUUGUUAAAAGGAAAGGCCAUGUAACACAGUGGUAAAAAUGCCCCUGUGCCAACUUUUUUGCAAUGUGUUGCUGCCAUUAAAUUCUAAGUUAUUGAUUAUUUACAAAAACAAAAUUUUGUUUCUCAAUUCGAACAUUAAAUAUUUGUCUUUGCCGUCUAUUCAAUUGAAUAUAAGUUGAAAAGGAUUUGCAAAUCAUUGUAUUCUGUUUUUAUUCACGAAUUACACAACUUGCCAACUUCACUGGUUUUGGGUUUUGUAUAUUUCAUUUCAUUUUUAUUUAUCUCCUUCAUUGAUGUGCAUCUUUGAUAGACAAUUAUACCGCAAUUAUUCAGUUAUACAGUGACACACCAAUGCCUGAGAAGGAGCAGGAUAAAGAAAAAUCUAAUAUUUUCCUGCCCCCUUCAACAUAAUACGUAGUCUUACUUAAUGAUAUAUAAACCAACAAUUACAUCCAAAUAUAACGAAAACAAACAAAAAAACACACAAAAAAACACAAACUCAAACUCAAGUGCAAAACUUCAUGAAGUACAAACUGAACAAAAUAAAUAAAAUA